UCUCUCUCUCUCCUGCUGAAGUAGCUGUGCCCCUCUCACCGCUAUAUAGCGGAUCUUCAAGAGCACGUCGACCAGAACAUGGCGCAUCAAGAGCACGACAACGUGGACCAUGACCACAACAACGUCGACGAGCAUGAGCAUGACGGCGCAAUGGAGGAUGACGUCGAUGCACACGGCGGUGGCCAGGAUCAGCACGAGCACGAGAUGGAGGUCGACGCGUGUGAUCAAGACCAAGAGAUGGCUGAGGGUGAGAAUCCCAGGCCAGGUGCGAGGGAGGGUGAGGUUCCUCCUGCACCGAACACACACGGUGGUGUCUCGCCUGAUGGUGUUGCCUGUGGCUGCUGUGCCUGUGGCUGCUGUGCCUGUGGGUGGUGUGCGUGUAGCUAUGCCUCAUGACGUCCCUCGCACGUCCCGUGACGGCAAGGAUGUCAACCCACAUGGGCACGACGGCGCCAGUCUACAGAGACACCCAGUUCGCAGACAGGCGCGUCAUGACGUGUGAUGUGUGCCAACGUUUGUGCAUAUCUGUGUGGGACUGGUCGAUUG
Messenger RNA from Vitrella brassicaformis, 546 nucleotides. The record is from the annotation of a GenBank genome assembly. Lineage: Eukaryota; Vitrellaceae.